This is a messenger RNA of Carica papaya (papaya), 1014 nucleotides long. Its product is annotated as F-box protein At2g27310-like. The record is from RefSeq and is a predicted model, not a curated record. Gene Ontology annotation, molecular function: protein binding. Lineage: Eukaryota; Viridiplantae; Streptophyta; Magnoliopsida; Brassicales; Caricaceae.
AUGAAUUCUUGCUUAACCGGGACGUCUGAUUAUAGCGCCGCCGAAUUGAUCUCCACCGUCCAUCCCGACAUCAUCAAGACCCAUAUCUUCACCCGUCUCGACGGCGCCAGCCUCCUCUCCGCCGCCUGCGCUUCCUCCAAGUUAUACUCCCUCUCCAACGAGGACAACCUCUGGCGCGAAAUCUGCACUGCCGCGUGGCCUUCUAUCUCCGACCCGCGUGUCACCCGCGCCAUCUCCACCUUCCCCGUCGGCCACCGCUCCUUCUUCUCCGAUUCCUUCCCAAUCCUCGAUCAGCACUCGUCAAAUCCGCGUCUGCGGUCUUCGACGAUCACGCCGGAGUUAAUCUCGGCCGUCGAUAUUUACUACCAGGGUAAACUUGUAAUUUUCUCCAAAGUCCAAGAAACAGAGACGGCGACCGGCUGGUUUCUCUCCUCGCCUUUCCGGGUCGAUUUACUCGAACAAGAAGAGUCGGUCCCAACCCGGAUAAGACACCAGGGCCAAAAUCUUGCUCGCCACUUGGAAGAAAACUUGACGCUGAGCUGGAUACUCGUCGACCCGACCCGAAACAGAGCCAUGAACGUGUCGAGCCGGAGACCGGUUUCCGUUCAGAGGAACUGGUUUACAGGCGACACGGAGGUCAUGUUUGCGACGAUCAUGGGGGGAGAUGAAGGGCGGGAACCGGAGAUUGUGGAGUGCAAAGUGGUUGUGGCGUGGUCGGGGAAGGAAGGAGGGGUAGUGGAGGUGAGGGAAGUGAGCAUGGUGGUGGAGGACAUCGAAGGAAGGAGGUUGAGCGGGAAGGAAAGUAUGGAGGUUCUGGGAGGAGCGAUGGAAGGAGGAAAGAGAAAGAAGGAAGGGAAGGAGGAGGAAGAGAAACAGAUAUACAAAGGGUUUGUGAGUAGGAAGAGGAGUCACAGAGAGAAAAACAAGAAGAAAGAGGAGGCUACAGAUUUGGCUUGCAUGGUUCUGGGUGUCACCAUUUUCAUAGCCUUUCUGUUCUUUGUUUUGUUAAGAUAA